CUUGAGGCCCGCUCGCGCGCAGGACCGGCCCAGUUCCCAGCGGGCUGGAACUGACUGUGCUUCCGGCCCGUCUCUAGAGUCGGCUGAUUUGGUGUCUUGUGUUCUGGUGUGUGGCGCCCCCUGAGCGAGCUUUGAGGGGACGUACCCUUCUCUCUGAGCCGCCGGUUUCACAUCGGUUGGAGGAAACGGGAACUUGGGGAUGGAGUGACGCGCCCCAGCGCCCCGUUCUUGCGCCACUCUCCAGGCCCUAACGCCUCUGCCUUGGAUUUAGGAUGUUCUCGUUAGGAAAUCCACAGAGUUGUUAUUUUGCUUUAGGUGCUGAUUCGGUUCCCAGCCGGACCCUUCCAGCCCCGUUGGUGCCUGGGGAGAGGGGGUGACAUCUGGGGCUCCGACAAUUGUAUGGUCCUUUCCCAGGCCGAGCCUCGGAGUAAUUUGUUCCCGUUGAUUUUUCCUUCUUUGUCAAAUUCUCUGCAGUUAUUUGUGACGAUUGGUGACAAAGUCCAGUUUUCAACAAUGCUGAAAUCAAAUGAUUGCUUGUUUUCCUUGGAUAAUUUGUUUUUUGAAAAACCAGAUGAAGUUGAAAACCAUCCAGAUAAUGAAAAGUCAUUGGAUUGGUUUCUCCCUCCUGCUCCAUUGAUUUCAGAAAUUCCAGAUACUCAGGAAUUAGAGGAAGAAUUAGAAAUUCAUAAACUGUUAGGUCAGGAAAAGAGGCCAAAAAUGUUAACAUCAAAUUUAAAGAUUACUAAUGAAGACACGAAUUAUAUUUCACCAAAACAAAAAUUCCAAUUUGCCUUUCCUUCUGAUAAAUAUGAACAGGAUGAUCUAAAUUUAGAAGGGGUAGGUAAAAAUGACUUAUCACAUGUUGCUGGCAAGCCGACAUAUGGUUCUCAGAAAUAUAAAAAUCACAUUGGCACUGAGAUAGCACCUGAGAAGAGCGUUCCUGAUGAUACAAAAUUAGUUAAUUUUGCAGAAGAUAAAGGAGAGAGCACAUCAGCGUUCCGGAAAAGAUUAUUUAAAAUAUCUGACAAUAUACAUGGGAGUGCUUAUUCCAAUGUCAGUGAAUUGGACUCUCACAUUGGCUCCGUGAAAAUUGUACAAACAGAAAUGAACAAAGGGAAAUCAAGGAACUAUAGCAGUAGUAAGCAGAAAUUUCAAUAUUCUGCAAAUGUGUUUACAGCAAAUAAUGCUUUUUCUGCUUCUGAAAUCAAAGAAGGCAUGUUCAAAGCACCAUCUUUUCCAGUUGCUUUCCAGCCUCACGAUAUUCAAGAGGUAACAGAAAAUUGUUUAGGUUCCUUGAAGGCUGUCACAGAAAUUCCGGCAAAAUUUAGAAGUAUUUUCAAAGAAUUUCCAUAUUUCAACUAUAUACAGUCCAAAGCCUUUGAUGAUGUAAGUAUUUUAUUUAACUUAUUUAUUUUUCUACCUUUCACUAGGUUGUAAUCACUAGAUUGGGACAGCUGGGAUUUACUAGAUCUUUAUGUUUGCACUGCCACACUCAGUGUCUAGCACAUUAUA
Molecule: messenger RNA, 1512 nt
Organism: Chlorocebus sabaeus (green monkey)
Lineage: Eukaryota; Metazoa; Chordata; Mammalia; Primates; Cercopithecidae
Source: RefSeq, a predicted model, not a curated record